Triticum aestivum (bread wheat) is the source of this 724-nucleotide messenger RNA. RefSeq names its product salt stress-induced hydrophobic peptide ESI3. Gene Ontology annotation, cellular component: membrane. The transcript has 2 exons. NCBI's taxonomy places the organism in Eukaryota, Viridiplantae, Streptophyta, Magnoliopsida, Poales, Poaceae. The coding region runs from base 189 to 353 and encodes 54 amino acids. The record is from RefSeq and is a predicted model, not a curated record.
ACGUACACCACCUCCACAUCAAAGUAUCAAACCACACCAGUUACUAAAAACACCCAAGUCUUGUCUAUAUAAAUGGACGUGUACUACAUGAUCUGGCAAUCCAAAUCAUCCAAUCCAGUCGCCUCUUUCAGAAGGGAAAGCAGAGAGAAAGAAAGGAGCUAGAAGGCCUCGAGUGAAGUGAGCAAGCCAUGGGCUCGGCAACAGUCCUGGAGGUGAUCCUCGCCAUCAUCCUGCCUCCCGUCGGCGUCUUCCUGCGCUACAAACUCGGCGUGGAGUUCUGGAUCUGUCUCUUGCUGACCAUACUGGGGUACAUACCGGGGAUCAUCUACGCGGUGUACGUGCUGGUAGUUUAAGCAACAGCCUCUGCUGCAGGGUCCAGGCUUGGACGAGCGAGUCGCUGUGCAAGAGCAACUGAUGCUGUCUGUGUUAAGAUAGCAUGUCUUUGUGUAUGCUUGUAUGUAUUGAAUAUUGCGGAUUUCAUUUAUUUGGGGAGCUCGGUAUUGUCGAUCCUGUGAUGUCACGAGUGUACGUAGCUCGGGGACUUUAGGGCAUUCGUCGGCUGUAGUGUUUGUGAUCUUAAAUUUAAAGUAUUGGAUGUCCAAAUGAUCUUUCGGAAGCAAUCGAAGUUGGAGGUCAGUAUUGUUUUUUUUAACACAGUACAGACGCAAGCGCUCGUAUAAAUAAAUGAAUUGAACAAAUGAUUAAGGUCAUUUUUAAGGAUGAA